Trichoderma virens Gv29-8 is the source of this 1815-nucleotide messenger RNA. RefSeq lists its product as uncharacterized. Gene Ontology annotation, biological process: regulation of DNA-templated transcription. Gene Ontology annotation, molecular function: zinc ion binding; DNA-binding transcription factor activity, RNA polymerase II-specific. The record is from RefSeq and is a predicted model, not a curated record. Bases 1 to 1815 code for a protein of 604 amino acids. The transcript has 4 exons. Lineage: Eukaryota; Fungi; Ascomycota; Sordariomycetes; Hypocreales; Hypocreaceae.
AUGGUCUACUGCGGCAAGCCCUCCAAGGGCUGCUCCAACUGCCGAGAGCGCAAGAUCCGAUGCGAUCAGAAAGACCCUGGCUGCGGCCAAUGCACCAAGCGCCAGAUAGAAUGCCCGGGCUAUCGCAACAUCGUCGAUCUCAUGUUUCGAGAUGAGAGCAACCAUGUGAUUAAAAAGGCAACCACUGCGAAGCCGCGCAUCAAGAAGCUGAAACAUGGCGUCCGGGCCGCUCCGAAGCUAGACGCAGCGCCUCUGCCUCUAAACCCGCCACCACCAUCUCCAUCAGCGGGCGUCCUGGUCCUGCGCGACAGCCCGCGGCCUGACGACGAUGACGACGACGACGGCGAUGACAGCUUCGACUUUGAUGAUGAAACUGACACGCUGGUACAUAUCCCUUAUGCGCCGUCCCAUUCCCUGCAGGAGCGCGGCACUGCCUUCUUCUUCUCGCGCUAUGUUGCCACGGACCAUGGCUGCUAUCAAAACUACGACUUCAUCUACGACAUCUGGAAGCCGCCCAGCAUGAGCCGCGCAGGGGGGCUGGGCGUGCCUCCGCUCAAGAGGGCAGAUGCUCUCAUCUCUGCCGGCAUGACGGCUGUCGGUCUGGUCGGCCUCUCUAAAAUCACCGGUGAUCGUGAGACCAUGAUGCGUGCCCAACAGAGCUAUGGCACUGCUCUGCAGCUGGCCAACGCCGCUCUCCGAAACCCGGGUGAGGCUGUCGAGGACAGCACCAUGCUAGGCGUCCUCAUUCUCGGUACAUACGAGUUCAUCUCCGGACGCACGCCGCAGACGUUACACGCUUGGCAAGAGCACAUCAACGGCGCUGCCACGCUCGCCACCAUGAGAGGUCAGGCACAGUUUCGGUCAAAAGCUGGCGUCAGAAUGUUUCUCAUGCUAUGCCACUCUGUCCUCAUCAGCUGCAUCCAGAGCGGCUUGCCCAUGCCCAAAUCCAUUGUGGACUUGCGAAACGAGCUGCGGCAUGUGGCGGACAGCAGGCGGCCGGCAUGGCGUGUUAUUGAUCCCUUGUACAGGGCCCUUCAGAUACGACACGACAUCAAGCACAGGCGGAUUACCGGCGUGGAUGAAAUUGUCGGCAGUCUUGUCGAGAUCGAAGAGGAGUUUGAAACACUCAUCAACGGACUGCCACCGUCUUGGCGCUAUCAGAAUGUCAAGCUGACCAGAUCCAACCCGGCCAUCAUGGGUCGUACUGUCGAGGAUCCCACGACUCUUCCGAUGCACCACCAGAUGCUGUUGGUCAAGGCCAUGAGAAUGCUGCGCAUGCUCGGCGAGGCCGUCGUUGGGAGCGUGCCCCAGCACUUUGGCAUCGUGAGCUCCCGAGACGUCAAGUACAGCAAGACCAAGGAGACUCAUCCUACCGUCACUGCCCAGAACCAAUCGUCGACUAUUCUAGCGACACCGUCACUCUUGCCACCGGCUUCUGAUCGGGACGAGAGCAAAUCUCCUGUUCCUGCCUGGCCACGGGAGAGCGUAGCAACACGUCCGACGCUGCUCGAUCCAACCCAGUCCGAGCUGGACAAUGGUCGAGGCUGCGACUCGGAGAGGUUCCUGACACUGGCCACGGCAAGCAACACCAUCAUCUGGCCGCUCUAUACGUUGGGCCUGUCGUCAUCCUGCACGCACGAGACGAGUGCCUACAUUGUCGAUAGACUCAUGUCCAUCUAUCGCGAGACGGGCUUGGAACAGGCCCGAGUUGUCGCGGGCAUGAUGCAAAACAAGGUUGAGUCGUUGACUUGGGCCAGCAUUCCGACAACCCGUCUGCCGUCAUUACCGGAUGACGCAUUGCCGCUGGUUGUGUAG